CGGGACCGGUUUUGGAUCGCGCACCACGGUAUACCAUUCCUCAGAGGACCACGGAGGUCUGCCUUUGACUUAAGCUGGAAUCUGUAUCCUCAAAGCUUUCGUUGAAUUUCAAAUUCUUCAAUGGGACAAAAGAAAUCUCUCCUUCAAAGCGGCACCUAAUUUAAGGACAACAUAGUGAAACCCCCUCAUUUUCAAGGGAUUGCUGUUCGUCCUGACUGAGAUGGGUGUGAAGAAGAAAAGAGAAAUGCAGGUUGCUGCACUGACUGUCUGUCAUCAGGACAUGGAAACUUUGAGAUGUUUUGCUGAUGUGGAAGGGAAAAAUCUAGCCUCUUUGCUGUUACAUUGUGUACAGCUCACAGAUGGAGUGUCACAAAUCCACUCUGUUAAACAGAUUGUGCCUCUCUUGGAGAAGGUUGAUAAAAAUGGUGUGUGCGAUCCUGCUAUUCAAAGUUGUUUGGAUAUUUUAGCAGGCAUUUAUUUUUCCUUGACUCUGAAGAACCCCUUGAAGAAAGUUUUGGCAAGCUCACUCAAUGGCCUACCUGAGGUUUUUCUAACUCAGGCAACACACAGUUUUACUUUUCAUCUUCAAGAAGAAUUAGAUACUGCUGACGUAUAUUCUUAUAGAAAAGUCAUGGAUAACAUAUCUUCCUGCAUGGAGAACUUUAACCUGGGUAGAGCAAGUGUUGUUAAUCUGCUUAAAGAUGUGCUUCAUUUUCUGCAGAAGAGUUUAAUUGAAAUCCUGGAAGAAAACAGGAAGUUUGCUGGAAAUCGUAUUGUUCAAACACAGUUAAUGAGUGACUUGCUGGUAGGUGUUCGAGUUGCCAUGACAUUGGUACAGAAAGUACAAGGGCCCCAGGGCAGCCUCUGGAGUGACUCCAGCUCACCCAUCUGGCAGAGUAUGUGUGGCUUGCUGAGCAUUUUCACCAAGUUCUUAAAUGACGAUAACCUUCUGCAGACGAUUCAGAGCACAUCUGGAUUAGCUGUUAUUCUUUUCAUUAAGACCAUGUUCCGACCAUCUGAAAAGCUUCCUGGAUUGAUCAGCAGCUUGCUUCUCCGGUCAGCUGAGUGCACUAGCAUCCCCGAGUGGCUCAUGAAUAGCUGUAGCAGCCUUUGUUGUAAUGAUGUGCCAGCCUCCACCAUCUUAUUCCUGUGUCAGGGAACACUUGCUAUGCUGGACUGGCGGGAUGGGCGCAUGGGCCCAAGCGGGGAGGCUUUGCUCUUGGAUACAGUGCAUGUUUUGUUCACCUUGAGUUCACAGAUUAAGGAGUCAACAUUAGAAAUGUUCCUGUCUAGAAUCUUGGCAUCUUGGACCAAUUCAGCCAUACAAAUCCUCGAAUCAAGUUCCUCAAGCUUAAAGGAUCAUCUGAAUGGGGAUUCAAGCAUACCUAGGAGACUUUUGGAAUAUGUCUAUACACACUGGGAACAUCCAUUAGAUGCUUUGAGACACCAAACCAAAAUCAUAUUCAGAAAUCUUUUGCAAAUGCACCGGCUCACUAUGGAAGGUGCAGAUUUAGUCACUGACCCCUUCUUUCUGGAGUUGACUAAGAAUCUUCUGCAGUUGGAAUGGCAUAUUAAAGGGAAGUACGCUUGCCUGGGCUGUUUGGUGGAGAGUCUUGGGAUUGAACAUAUUUUGGCAAUAGAUAAAACUAUUCCAUCUCAAAUUCUAGAGGUGAUGGGAGACCAGUCAUUGGUACCUUAUGCAAGUGACCUCUUGGAAACCAUGUUUAAAAACCAUAAGAGCCAUUUGAAGUCCCAAACUGUCACCAAUACCUGGAUGGACAAGUGGCAUGAGACUUGGGUUUUUCCUGUCCUUUCUGUACUGUGUGGAGGAAACUUGGAUCAGAGGUCUUACGUGAUUGAUUAUUACCUGCCCAGGUUAUUGAAUUACAGCCCCGAGAGCCUGCACUACAUGGUGCAGAUUCUUCAGGCAUCUGCUGAUACUGACGCUGGGUCUUGUAAUCACAGAGAAGCUCUGGGAGCUUUGAUGGCAUGUCUACGAACAGCUAGAGCUCAUGGACAUCUUCAGUCUGCAACUCAUACCUGGGAGAACCUUGUGUGUAGUGCAAGGGUAAAGCAAGGCUUAAUUCACCAACACUCCCAAGUGCGGAUAGAUACACUAGGCUUGCUUUGUGAAAGUAACCGGAGCACAGAAGUGGUCUCUACAGAAGAAAUGCAGUGGGUUCAGUUUUUUAUCACUUACAAUCUCAACAGCCAGUCUCCAGGAGUGCGGCAGCAGAUUUGCUCACUCCUUAAAAAGUUGUUUUGCAGGAUACAAGAAAGUUCUCAGGUACUUUAUAAAUUGGAACAAAGAAAAUCUACACCUGACUCAGAGAACCGGUCCGUCAGGGAGCAGCCUUCUGCCUCUUUACAGCAGUAUAAGAAUUUCAUGUCAUCUGUUUGCAACAUUCUCUUUGAAGCAUUGUUUCCUGGGUCUUCCUACUCAACUAGAUUCUCAGCUUUAACCAUUUUAGGAUCAGUAGCUGAAGUGUUUCCUGAUCCAGAAGGUGACAUCCAAACAGUGUAUCAGCUGAGUCAUGACCUUGACGCUGGCCGUCACCACACACUUCUGGAGUGUCUUACCAGUACUUUUGAGGAAGUGAAAACCUUAGCAUUUGAUCUUCUGAUGAAGCUGUCGUCAGGAAGAGCUGGGCAGUUCCAGGAUCCUGAGAAGCUGCAAGACCUGUACCAGGCAGCUCUGGAGCUCAGCACUAGCAUCAAACCUUACGACUGUGUGACAGCCUCCUACCUGCUAAACUUGCUGAUAUGGUACGAUGCUCUGCCAGCCUCACUGUCUGCCUCUUCAGUCCAGCGGCUCCCACGCGGAGCAGGAGAGAAGCCUGCUGUGGUGGAAAGGAACACAUUAGUGGUUAUUAAAUGCUUGAUGGAAAACCUUGAGGAUGAACUAUCUCAAGCUGAGAACUCUCUGCUUCAGGCUGCGUCUUCAUUUCCAAUGUAUGGGAGAAUCCACUGUAUAACAGGAGCUUUUCAGAGGUUGCCUCCAAAUGACCUGCGGCUGGCGAGCGAGUGGAGGCCAGUGCUGGGGAAGCUUCUGCUGCUGUCCUACAGGCUUUCCACUGUGGUGGCCCCUGUCAUCCAGAGCUCCUCUCCUGAAGGCCUCAUUCCUGUGGACACUGACUCAGAGUCGGCAAGCCGCUUACAAGUCAUUCUCAAUGAGAUUCAGCCACGGGAUACUAACGAUUACUUCAACCAAACCAAAAUACUGAAAGAAUGUGAUAGCUUCGAUUUGGAGGACUUGAGUACCAGUGUCUCAAAUAUUGAUAGUUCUGCAGAAAUUAAAGGUAAAGAAGAAAAAGCGUGUGAUGUCACCGCUCAGAUGGUCCUCGCGUGCUGCUGGAGGAGCAUGAAGGAAGUGGCUUUGCUUCUCGGCACGCUCUGCCAGCUUCUCCCUGUGCAGCCUGGGCCAGAGUCUUCUAAUGUGUUCUUAACAGUGCAGCAGGUUAAAGAAAUAGGAGAUUACUUUAAACAACACCUUUUGCAGUCCAGACACAGAGGAGCAUUUGAACUGGCUUAUACUGGUUUUGUGAAACUCACUGAAAUAUUAAACAGGUGCUCUAAUGUGAGUCUGCAAAAGCUGCCAGAACAGUGGCUGUGGAGUGUUUUGGAGGAAAUUAAAGGCAGUGAUCCCACAUCCAAGCUUUGUGCUACAAGGCGUAGUGCUGGGAUCCCCUUCUACAUCCAGGCACUGUUGGCAUCUGAACCAAAGAAGGGUAGAAUGGACUUGCUGAAAAUAACAAUGAGGGAGCUAAUCUCCUUGGCUUUGUCUGCAGAUGACUCAAAGGGCAGAGUUCCCCAGGUUCAUGCUUUAAAUAUUCUCAGAGCUUUGUUCAGAGAUGCACGUCUGGGAGACAGCAUUAUCCCCUAUGUUGCUGAUGGAGCUAAGGCUGCAAUUCUGGGCUUUACAUCACCUGUCUGGGCAGUGAGAAAUUCAUCCACACUUCUCUUUAGUUCCUUGAUCACAAGAGUUUUUGGAGUUAAGAGAGGAAAGGAUGAACUUUCCAAAACAAAUAGAAUGACAGGAAGAGAGUUUUUCUCUCGUUUCCCAGAACUGUACCCCUUUCUUCUCAAGCAGUUGGAAACUGUGGCCAAUACAGUAGACAGUGAACUGGGAGAGCCUGAUCGCCACCCUGGCAUGUUCCUCUUACUCCUGGUGUUGGAGAGACUGUACCCAUCGCCGAUGGACGGCACAUCGUCUGCACUCAGCUUGGCCCCUUUUGUUCCUUUCAUUAUCAGAUGUGGUCGCUCACCUAUUUACCGCUCCCGUGAAAUGGCAGCUCGUGCGUUGGUCCCCUUCAUUAUGGUAGACCAAAUACCGAGUACCCUCCAUGCUCUGCUGAACUCACUCCCCAACAGCACUGACCAGUGUUUCCGACAAAACCAUAUUCAUGGGACACUCCUGCAGGUUUUUCAUUUGUUACAAGCCUACAUUACAGACUCCAGCCACAGAGCAAAUGCACAUUUCCUGCAGGAGCUGAGUGACAUCACUGCUUGUACCAAAGCCAAAGUCUGGCUCGCCAUGAGGCAAAAUCCAUGCUUGGUGACCAGAGCUGUAUAUAUUGAUAUUCUCUUCCUGCUGACUGACUGCCUGGACAGGCCUGAGGAAGGCAAGCAGACAGAGAGUCUUGGCUUCUGGGAAGAUGUGAGAAGAAUUAUCCUGGAAUCAGAGCUGAUUACGGGGUUCCCCUGGACCUUCAAGGUGCCAGGCUUGCCCCAGUACCUGCAGAGCCUUACCAAACUAGCCAUCCCUGAAGUGUGGGCGUCACUGGCUGAAGCUGAAGGGCAGGCGACUGCUGUUCCUCUCUCCUUCUCUCGGCUUCUGAAGUCUUCCUUUCCUGAAGUGCGCUUGCUAACCCUAGACACCUUGCUGGAAAGGGCAAUGUCCUCUGAACAGGAACGGAAGGAGCCACUUCCUCUGCUAUACAGUAUGGGAGAAGAGUUCCUACUGCUGGCCAUGAAGGAAGACCACCCCGGAUGUUUCUGCAGGGUCCUAAAGAUUCUCUAUCACUUGAACCCCAGCGAAUGGCUUCCCCAGACAGAGUGCUAUACUCACCUCUCCCCAAAGGAGUUCCUGAUGUGGACUAUGGAUAUUGCUGCCUGUGACAGAUCUGAAAUCCAGGGAGUAUCUCUGAAGCUUGCCUCUAAAAUAAUUGCCUACCGCGUGCAGAGUUGUGAGAAGAACAAAGAUCCACUCGCCCCUGAGCUGAGGCAGUGGGUCCAGCUGGUUGUCUGGUCCUGUGGAGACCAUCUUCCUACUGCAUCUAGACUGGCUGUUGCUGAAGUCCUCACAAGUACCGCACCCCUGUUCCUCACCAGUCCCCAGCCCAUUCUCGAACUGCAGGACACACUGUCUCUCUGGAGGUGUGUGCUUACCCUCCUGCAGAGUGAGGAGCAGCCCAUCAGAGAGGCAGCCACAGAAAUCGUGACAACAACCAUGUCACAAGGGAACACUUGCCAGUCAACAGAAUUUGCCUUCUGCCAGGUGGAUGCCUCCAUUGCUCUGACCCUGGCCUUAGCUGUUCUGUGUGACUUGCUCCGGCAGUGGGACCAGCUGGAGCCAGGACUGCCUAUUCUACUGGGAUGGCUACUGGAAGAGGGUGAUGACCUCGAGGGGCAUGUGCAGAGCCCACAUCAGGGGGAAGAAGAACACAUAUUUGAAAAAUCAGAAGUCAACUUCUGGGCUGAGACUCUGACCUUCGUGAAAUACCUGAGUAGGCAACUCUUCCAUCUCCUCUGUCAAUCUGGCUGGCAGUCCCCUCGCUCCCAGAAGCUCUGUCACUUGCAAAAGAUAGCAUCAGAGCAGCGUCACCUCAUCUCUCAGCUCUUCAGAGAACUUCCACUCUCAGCUGAGUUUUUGAAGACAGUGGAAUACACGAAGCUGCGCAUUUGGGAGGAAAGGACUUUGGCUGUCCUGAGGCUGCUGGCCUGCCUGGAAGGAAAGGAGCUUCUCAGAGCCGAAGACUGCCCUAGGGAAUGGAGACAAGUAAUGGCCCCAAGAACAGAAGCGGCAUGCUGAGGAAAGGUGGCCGGGCCUCAGCUCAGGUCUGCAAGACGAAUGGCAGACACCAAUCGAAACUCUUUUCCUCUGGUGCCUCCCCACUUCUGGGAGUCCAGGCUUCUGUCCCUUCCUCCAGAGGACCUUGUCUGCAGCACACUCAUUCAAGGCAACCCAAUUAAUUGCAGCUACCGAGGAAGUGAGGCUGCUGUCUGCAGAUUCACUCUUGUCCAGGUGCAGGCCACCUGCAGGCCUGAAUUAGUCGGUGCCAUCCCAAAGCCAGAGCCCAUUUCCCCAUACACUGACUGCACUGAAUUCAGUGUUAGCAUACGUCUCUCUCUCACAAACACACACACACACACACACACAUACACACAGAGUGCUCUUUUGUUCGGUUUUGUUUAGCAAAUACCUAUUUGGUCAUAUUUCUAAACUUUUAUUCCAUUUUAGUAAAAGAUAUGUUCCAAGUGUUUGAUUCUGGGAACAUUAAGAAUCUACAACAUGCAGAUGCUUGUGUUUUAUUACCUACCUUUCCAAGUCCUUCAGUGGCCCAUAUUAAGAGUCCCCACUGUCUUACCCAGAAAUGCCUGCAAAGGCUAGGAACCCCUGUUGUCACCCACCACUGGCUUCAGCUAUUUGAUGGAACCUGAGGAAAAGUGAAGCCUGAGCAAAUGCUUAAUUCAUUCGGUGCCGCCACUGCUUACUGUCCUGGGAUUGGUGGAGACAGCAGAGCUAUUUAUACGUCAGAUGCCAAUAAACACAUUUACCCACUUCAGGUGAUUCCAUCUAGAAACGGUAAGGGUUUGUCACUUCAGGCCCAGCAUCCUCAAACACCAGCAGGUGGCGCUCUUGCACACAUUAUGCUGCUGGUCUAGCUCUUCAGCUUCCGCUCUUAAAACUUUAAAACUAUUAUCAGCACCUGUACAUGAUAGGAGGACACCCGUGCCCCAGCAUGGAUGUCUGAGGAAGUUGAGGGACAACUUUAUAGAGCAAGCUCUCUCCUCCCACCUCUGCAUGGGCUCCAGAGAUCCAACUCAGGCUCAGGCUUGCAGAGCAAACACCUUUAUCCACUGAGCUGCAUCGUAUGGCCCACUUACCACGUUACGUGUACUUCCAGAGUGUGACACCCACAGACACUUGCCUUCAAUUCACGGCGUGGAUUUGUUACUGUAGUGUGAUCCACAGUCCCAGUUAUCCACAAAGACCAUGCCAGCCGUAGCAGGAACUUGUAGGGCCUAUAGACACUUCUCAGCUAGUAGUCACUUAGAAUCGUGGAGAAAAGGGACUGCAUGGGCAGGCAGAGAGGCACUCCAUAUGCUAUCUCCUCCUGCAGAGACGCUGACAUUUCACAUGGAACUGGUCUCUGAGAAGAAAACCAUCCCACACCACAAAAACAGCUGUGCUGGAGUAGAGACCUGUACGCAGGGAGGGGGAGGGAACGGAACCCCCAGGUGGUCUUAGAAACGCCCUGGGGCCUGUGUGGCCCUGUGGUAAUUACCUAGUUAGGUGGCACAACCACUGCUGAUGAAAAAUUGAAAACCUAACAUUGUUUAGUUUGUUUUGGGUUUUGCUUUUAGUUUUCUGAGUCAGGCUUGCUAUUUACACCAGGCUGGCCUCAAACCUGUGUUAAUCCUCCUGCCUUUGCCUCCCGAUUCCAGGAGGCAGGAUUCCAGGCACACACCACUAUACCCAGCAUUACACUACUUUAAGAUCUAGCUGGUGAGAGGGGCUGGUGGUGAUAACCUCGGGAGAUUAAUUCUGACCAGGGCCCAACCUUCCCUCUCCCCUCUGAUCUAAAAUGAAAUAAAAGCAGUUAC
Messenger RNA from Mus pahari (shrew mouse), 7827 nucleotides. RefSeq names its product THADA armadillo repeat containing (gene Thada). NCBI's taxonomy places the organism in Eukaryota, Metazoa, Chordata, Mammalia, Rodentia, Muridae. Bases 221 to 6031 code for a protein of 1936 amino acids. Gene Ontology annotation, cellular component: cytosol. Gene Ontology annotation, biological process: tRNA methylation. The transcript is spliced from 39 exons. The record is from RefSeq and is a predicted model, not a curated record.